This is a messenger RNA of Thalassophryne amazonica, 1916 nucleotides long. It is a transcript of the gene soat1, whose product is annotated as sterol O-acyltransferase 1. Gene Ontology annotation, molecular function: cholesterol binding; fatty-acyl-CoA binding; cholesterol O-acyltransferase activity. Lineage: Eukaryota; Metazoa; Chordata; Actinopteri; Batrachoidiformes; Batrachoididae. The record is from RefSeq and is a predicted model, not a curated record. Bases 150 to 1856 code for a protein of 568 amino acids. Gene Ontology annotation, biological process: cholesterol metabolic process; cholesterol efflux. Gene Ontology annotation, cellular component: endoplasmic reticulum membrane. The transcript is spliced from 16 exons.
CUAGUUAGCCCUCGCUGUGUUUAGCAGUUCUAUGAGGUGCUUCUGUCUCUGAUGAUCGCAAAGCUUCGUGAACAAGUUUAUUCGAUUAAUAAUUGAUUUCUUUCUUGAACCCCCGGCGUCUAGGUGUGUUGUGAAACUGAUUUGUCAGGAUGGCGAGUGGAGAUGACAGUGGUCUCCGUCACCGAACUCAUCCUGAACCGUCUACUCUCCCCGGCUUGAAUAAUUCUUUGCUUGGCGACCAUAAUGGAGAUCAGCAGCAAGGCGGCGAUGGCAAACAUAUCGCUCGUAACGGAAAAUUUGAAGUUGAACAUGUGAUCAGCAAGAAACUGCAACUGAAAAAGAAAGCUGAGCGCCUGAAGAGUGAUCUGAUGCGUCAGUUUGAGAGCCAGGUCAAUGAAUUCAUGGACAGUCUUAUCGAGGAGUCGGCUACCCUGGAGUCUGCUCCUUUACCUCCUGCCUUCACACCCCCACAGUCAGACAAGGAGCGGGGCAAACUAAGGCAUCUUCAGCCUCCUCAUGGCCAAGGCAAGCAGUUUGUGAGUCGUAGGUCCCUCCUCGACGAGCUGUUUGAGGUGAAUCACAUCAGGACUAUAUAUCACAUGUUUAUUGCCCUGCUAAUUCUCUUCAUCCUCAGUACUCUGGUGGUAGAUUUCCUCGAUGAAGGCAGACUUGUUCUGGACUUUGACCUGCUGGUGUACGCCUUCGGACAGUUCCCCUUGGUGGUGUGCACUUGGAUCUGCAUGUUCUUGUCAGUAUUACUGGUUCCGUACGUUUUGUUCGUCCUGUGGUCACAGAGUCAGUCUGCGGCUGUUCGUCACCCGAAGCUGUACAGUCUGUUUUUUGGUUCUCUGUUUGUUCUCUAUCAAACACUGGGCCUGGGCUUCCUGCCUACAUAUGUAGUGGUGACCAACAGUUUUCCACCUGCAUCUUGCUUCAUCAUCAUAAUGGAGCAGGUGCGUCUCAUGAUGAAAACAUACUCCUUUGUUAGGGAGAAUGUACCAAAUGUACUGAUCCGGGCUAAAGAAAAGAAUAGUCCUGGUCCACUGGUUCCUCAGGUUUCUCAUUAUUUGUAUUUCCUGUUUGCACCCACACUCAUCUACAGGGACAAGUAUCCCCGGAACCCAGUAAUCAGAUGGGGUUAUGUGACCACAAAGUUCCUUCAGGUACUUGGCUGUCUGUUCUAUGCCUAUUACGUGUUUGUGCGACUGUGUAUCCCUCAGUUCCACAGCAUCAGUCUGCAGCUCUUUGACCUGAGGGCCAUGGUCCUCUGUGUCUUUAACUCCAUUCUGCCAGGAGUGCUGGUUCUCUUGCUGGGAUUCUUUGCCUUCCUCCACUGCUGGCUAAAUGCGUUUGCUGAGAUGCUUCGCUUUGCUGAUAGAAUGUUUUACAAGGAUUGGUGGAAUUCCACCUCUUUUGCCAAUUAUUACCGCACUUGGAACGUAGUGGUCCAUGAUUGGUUGUACUACUAUGUGUACAGAGACUUCCUCUGGGUGUCUCAGAAGCGAUUCAGGCCAGCAGCCAUGCUGUUUGUGUUUACAGUGUCUGCAGUGGUUCACGAGUACAUUCUGGCAGUCUGCUUUGGCUUCUUCUAUCCUGUGCUCUUUUGUCUUUUUAUGUGCUUUGGAAUGAUGUUCAACUUCAUUCUGCAUGAUCAGAGGAAAGGUCCCGUCUGGAAUAUAAUCAUGUGGACUUCCCUGUUUCUGGGUCAAGGAGUCAUUAUUUCUCUGUACUCUCAGGAGUGGUACGCCCGGCGUUCUUGCCCACUGAUAGAGCCUUCAUUUGUAGAUUUGCUGAAGCCUCGAUCCUGGUGCUGUCAUUUUCUGGGUGGUAAGACGGCAUGUUCUGAUGGGCUGUAAUCUCUCACUGAAGAGAACAUCACUGAUCAGUAUAACUUUGACCAGCAGUGUGGGAUGGGG